Molecule: messenger RNA, 3012 nt
Organism: Protobothrops mucrosquamatus (brown spotted pit viper)
Lineage: Eukaryota; Metazoa; Chordata; Lepidosauria; Squamata; Viperidae
Gene: RRM2B
Product: ribonucleotide reductase regulatory TP53 inducible subunit M2B
Exons: 8
Coding region: 100-993 (297 amino acids)
Biological process (GO): deoxyribonucleotide biosynthetic process
Cellular component (GO): cytosol
Molecular function (GO): ribonucleoside-diphosphate reductase activity, thioredoxin disulfide as acceptor
Source: RefSeq, a predicted model, not a curated record
GGACUUGAAAAUGGCUUAAAAUCAAAUGAGGAACCUCUCUUAAGGAAGAAUCCCCAUCGAUUUGUCAUCUUCCCAAUCCAAUACCCUGAUAUAUGGAAAAUGUACAAGCAGGCUCAGGCUUCUUUCUGGACAGUAGAAGAGGUUGACUUGUCAAAGGAUCUUGUUCAUUGGAACAACCUAAAACCAGAAGAGAAACACUUCAUUUCGCAUAUCCUAGCUUUUUUUGCUGCCAGUGAUGGAAUUGUUAAUGAAAACUUGGUAGAACGUUUUAGCCAAGAAGUGCAGAUCCCAGAAGCUCGCUGUUUCUAUGGCUUUCAGAUAUCAAUAGAAAAUGUUCAUUCUGAGAUGUACAGUUUGUUAAUAGACACCUACAUCAAAGAUCCCGAGAAAAGGGACUUUUUAUUUAAUGCUAUUGAGACAAUGCCAUGUGUCAGGAAGAAAGCAGAUUGGGCAAUGAAGUGGAUAACAGACAGAGAAGCCAGUUUUGGUGAAAGAGUGGUUGCGUUCGCUGCUGUCGAAGGAAUCUUCUUCUCUGGUGCUUUUGCAGCCAUAUUUUGGCUCAAGAAGAGAGGGUUAAUGCCAGGCCUUACUUUCUCCAAUGAACUUAUUAGCAGAGAUGAAGGGCUCCACUGUGACUUUGCUUGCCUGAUUUUUCAGCAUUUAGUGAAUAAACCUUUGGAGGAAAGGGUGAAAGAGAUCAUUGCCAAUGCGGUUGAAAUUGAAAAGGAGUUCUUGACAGAGGCCUUACCUGUGGGGUUGAUUGGAAUGAAUUGUUCUCUGAUGAAACAGUAUAUUGAAUUUGUGGCUGAUAGGCUGCUCCUGGAACUGGGUUUCCCUAAGAUCUUUCAAGCAGAAAACCCUUUUGACUUCAUGGAAAACAUUUCCCUGGAAGGAAAAACCAAUUUCUUUGAGAGGAGAGUUUCAGAAUAUCAACAUUUUGCAGUUAUGUCCCAAGCAAAUAAUAAGGUAUUUACUUUAGAUGCUGACUUUUGACGCUGCCUACUUGGAAGACUGACAAAGCCAAACUUCACCAUCAAUGACUACGUUUUAUUCACUAUUGAUAGUUGAUAGAAAAGUUUCUACAAAUAGGUUACAGGUUGUGUGCAUUUAUACACUCUUAACAAUUUAUUCUGUAACAUCAUGCAACUUUUCUAAAACUAUAUUGUGACAUUUAGCUGAUCAUUUUGAUAAAAUCCAAUCCCAUCAUUAGAGUGGAAAGCUUUUAUGAUGAUGAGAAUGACUACACUAUAACAUUCCUUCCUACCUCAGUUCUUGAACUGAUCUGAGAUGAAAGACAUACUCCUUUGUCUUAAAGGAAUAUUCCAGCAUAAAGUCUUGGUUAAUGCUGGGAUGGGAGACCAUCAGAGAAACUUAAGACUACAAGCUAGACUCGAAAAACAUUCUAGGCAAUGGAAAACCACUUCUGCAUUGUUUCAAGGAUAGCAACAUGGACAUGACCACGUAAUCAGCAGGUAUCGAAAUUGACUCAGUGGAGAUUUUGUUUUUAUGCAAGAGAAAAUUGUACUUGGGAAAAUGAAGAAGAUGACAAGAGCACUUUAUAAUCCUUUAAAAGCAUCAUUCAUUUUGGUUAGUCAAAUCAGCACAAUGUCUGAACUAAUGUGUUUUGGAGGGAUUUUUUUCAUUUGGCCUCAAAACUUCAUUUUGACUUUAAACUUGAUUGCAGCAACCCACAUGACAUAGAACUGAUCACCUAACACAAAUGUUUGGCUUAUUCAGCACAAUGAACCAAGAUAGCUUGUUCUUGUUAUGCAAACAUAGCUAUUUUCGUAACAAAUUAGUGCUUAAAGUAAUGUGUGAACAGUAUCUGUGUUUAUAUGACAUACUGAUCCAAAAACUAUCCAGGGCAUUUUAAGUUAGUGUUUUGCCUGAACCCAGACUUUAUAAUUAGUUUUUGGUGUGUCAUGCAGACUUAGAAAAUUGGGGUAAUUGAAUAAUUUAUGCAUAAUGAUAUCAUAUGAACUUAGCUUCAUUGUAUGUAGUGGGAUAAGAUUUAAGCUUUUCCUUACUUAGCAUGUGAGCAAUGAAAAACAGAUGACUACAAAAGUAUACUUUAAAAAGAGAAAAUAUAGAAGUAAUUGACAAAACCGAAGCUUCCUUUGUGAAACAUCAUAGCUAAUGUUUAAGUGGGAAAACCAGUUUUGUCAAACUUUCUGUAUGUAUGAGCAUCCAAUAAAGGGAGUGGGUAGGGCAGAGGGAGAGAUAAUUUAAUAAUGCUCAAGAUAUCAUUGUUUUUUUCUUCUGGAAGUUGCACCUAGUACCUUCCAGAUAUCUUGGACCUUCAGCUCCCAUAAUCUUUGAGUUAUGAGACAGUUUUAUUCAUCACUGUUCCAGUCCAAAUAGAAUCACAAUUUAAGGAUGAAAUAUAUCAUAGGGAUGAAAUAAAUCAUACCCUAAUAUUGUCAGGAAUUGAUGAAGGUUUGACACAUUGUGCUAAGCCGUUGUAAGGUUUGUGAUGUGUGAUCAGUUAAUUGUGGGUUACAGAUUAGAAGUUGAGUGUAUUGUUUGAACCCAUCAUAGCUUUAAAGCUGAAAAAGUUGCAAAAUUGCUUUUUCAGGAACUGUAAUAAGAAAAAGCAGUGUUAGAAAGUCAGUGGCUAAUGAACUCAGCAAGUUUUACAUUAGAGUAAAUAUGUCAAUAAUUGUACUAUCAGUGUGAGUUCUUAAAGAUCUGAAGUUUAUAAAGCUUUCCCUUUUUUGGUCCGUGCAAAUUUGUUUGGUCUUGAAUUCAGCCUUAGUUAAGGAAACAGGCCUUCUCAUCCACUUCAUGGAAGUAAAUGAGAUAUUUUGUUGGAUGUAUUUUAAAGCUUUUUCAAAUAUUCCUGUUUCAUGUAUAAGAUUCUGAUUUAGUCAUUUUAUUAAUGACAUAAAACUUGCAUUAAGUCUUGUAAAAUCUUUUUAAUUCAGUUUAAUUUAUUUUUUCACCAGUUAAAAUGUCAUAAAUAUGAACUAGAAUGGACAAUGUAAAGAAUGCUUCAUAGUUUGUCACUCAUAC